UAAUGAGCUGUUAAUCAGUAAAACAGGAAAAAAUAGCAAAAAGAAAAGUUCUUUCAAAGUGGUUACUGACUUAGCAGUCUAACAGUCUUAUCUCCCUUCCUCAGCUGUGUUUUCUGAGUCAGCAGUAGUUAAAUUUUCCAGCAAGCCCUACAUGAAAGAAAGUGUAAAGGGUGAUUAGGGAUUUCCACUAAGUGACCUCACCUUUGAGUGGGAUGGUCAACACAUUUGCUCUGACAUUCUUUUCACAAAGCGUGCGGUGACAGCUAAAGUCAUCUCAAAAGUGAUCUGACAGCAUCAAUACCUUAGCUUUUCUUAGCAGAUGAGACAAAUCACCUUGAAUUUCUUAAUUUUUUGAGUUGGCGACAAUGGCAACUUAUUUUGGAGUUACCUCUGCAGUAUUUUUCGUCUGGGUUACAACAUUCAUGGCACAAAAUUACUUUAUAACAGGUUCCAUUCUUUCACCUUGCAGGAUCAGAGGUGUAGGAAUUUAUCUUGAGGAAAAAGUGAAUUUCUCAGAAGCAAGUAAUGCAUGUGAUCAACUGAAUCUACAAUUGGCAAGUAGAGAUCAGGUUGAAAAUGCUCUGAAACAUGGCUUUGAAACAUGCAGCUAUGGAUGGGUGAAAGAUGGAUUGGUUGUCAUUCCUCGAAUAACAUCCAACAAGAAAUGUGGCAAGGGCAAUGUUGGACUAGUGCGAUGGUAUGCUGAACCCUUCAAAACAUUUAUGGUUUACUGCUUCAACUCCUCAGAUGUUCAGAUUAAUUCAUGUAUACCAGAUCCAACUACAACCAUUCUACCUUCAUCAAGUGCACCAACAGAUUUAACUGCAUCUUCAGGCUCUGAUUUGACUGAGAACAUCACAGCAGUGCCCAAUGUGACUGAGUCAGAACAAACCCUGAAAAAUAUAAAAUUUCGUGUAAUAUGCAUAACUGAAACUAUAUUGCCAACUGAAGGGACUACUACAAAAAUGCCAGAGGAAUACUCACCAAUUGAUUCUCCUAAUUAUACUUCCCAUGCUGCUUUUAAGAACGAUGCUGUUGUCUUUGGAGGUAUCCCUACGGCACUUCUUGUACUGGCAGUCAUCUUCUUCAUUAUCUCAGUUGUUCUAGCAGUCUGCUAUAUCAAAAAGUACAAGAAAACCUUCCCAUUUUCAAACAAGAAUCAGCAAAAAGAAACAGUUGAAACAACUGCUCUUAAAGAGGCUAAGUCAAAUGACAAAGCUGCUGAGAAGGAAACGAAGAAUGGUAAAAGUACAGAAGAGUCUAAAACCAAGCCUGAGGCCACAGUACAAUGUCUAGAAGCAGAAGUUUAAGUGGAAGAAUGUACACUGCUUGACAGAAACACAAAACAAAGUGCACUGAACUUCACAGUGCUUUUCAACAUGGGUGAUUGUAAAUACUCAUGAAUAUUUUCUCUCUGUUAACAUAUGAAAACCUAGGGUUUUUUUUAUAAUUACAUCUUUAUCUAUAAAUACUGUUGCAGAAGAAUAUGGAAUAUUAUUUACUUGAAAUAAAAUAUCCAUGAUGCAGCUCAUUUUUCAUCUUUAAUAAAGAAGUAGUUAGGGAUGUGAUAUUAGUGACAUGCAGUGUGUUAACUAUUUGCACAGAAUUCAGUUCAACAUGUAAUGAAAAGCGUUAUUUUUGUCUGGCUGGAAGAUCUCUGCUAACUUAAUGUUGAUUAUCUUAUUUCCAUUAAGUAGCUGCUUAUCUUUUUUAAAAAGUCUGUUUACAAAUAGAAGAAAUAAGUCUGUUUACAAGUGAGUAAAAAUAUCAAACAACCCACCGACUGUCAUGCAAAUACCCAAGGAAGGGUACAAAGAUGCCAAUGUCUAUAGAGCACUGUAUAACUUUCUUGGGUAUCUUCAUCACAUCAUAAUUCAAUGUUUUAUUUAUUAAAACCUGUAUCAUUCUUCUGCAUCAGAUAUUUGAUGGGGGGGAACCUUAACUGUAACUCAACAGUUAUAUUUAAGAUCUUUUAUGUAGAUUUAAGUGGGGCUUUCAUAAUAAAGAUCUCUGGUGGUAUGGGACAUUUACAGUACUUCAUAAAAAAAUGAAGUACAGUAGAUACGUUUGUCUGAAAAGUUUAUUCUUAUUAAAACUGUCUCACAAUAAAAAGAGCUCAGAUGAUAACCUUAAUGUUACAGAAAUAAUUAGUUGUUAUAAAAGAACAAUACUAGGAAUUUUUCAAUUUUUUUUGAAUAAAUGGUUUGGAUAAUUUAUUUCUGUAUGUGAAGAAGGUUAUUAUGGGAAAGAAAGUUUCUUUUUAGAUCCAGCAGCCUGAAAAACAUAGUCUUAAAUAAAAUAGUAAUAGAACUGCU
Messenger RNA from Pezoporus occidentalis (night parrot), 2315 nucleotides. It is a transcript of the gene LYVE1, whose product is annotated as lymphatic vessel endothelial hyaluronan receptor 1. The record is from RefSeq and is a predicted model, not a curated record. Gene Ontology annotation, cellular component: plasma membrane. Gene Ontology annotation, molecular function: transmembrane signaling receptor activity; hyaluronic acid binding. The transcript has 6 exons. Gene Ontology annotation, biological process: cell adhesion. The coding region runs from base 366 to 1310 and encodes 314 amino acids. Lineage: Eukaryota; Metazoa; Chordata; Aves; Psittaciformes; Psittacidae.